AGACAACAUCCUCUUGUGACUUCCUGGACUGGGAACUGUCUCUAAAGUUAGGGAAGAAUUCUGUCUCCAGAAUUUUCUUCGUCCGAAGGAUCAGAAAGAGCUUCCCACUGGAUAUGGCUGAUGAGGGGGACACCCCAUCCACCCUCCCAUGGAGGAGUCACAGCACCACCCCCCUGCCCAGGAGGCCCAGUGCAGGGUCCAGGAGAGUGUGCCCACGGAGGGGUCAGCCCAACUGGGAAUGAAGAGGAAGCCGGGAAGGCCUGCUGCCCAGACAGCACCCAGGACACACCCCAGGGCGCAGUCUCAGCCUGCCAUGGGGCUCAGCACACCCGGCUCCGACCCAGAGCCCCGAGAACCUCUGCCUCUGAGGCAGCAAGAGGACCUGGAGCACAGCACGGCAGAACACAGAGACUGCAGUCAGAGAAGGCAUCCAGUGCUGGGUAUUCCUUGGGAUUCUCUCAGAAGGUUUCAGUCACCGGAUGCACACACCACAAGGCUGGCCAUGGGUGCAGGACCCAGGGAACCACUGAAGGGAAAUCGAGACCUGAGCCUACUCUCCCAAAGACACCGGGCCAGCUGGGUACUGGCCAGCACACUGGGCAGAUUGGACCUCUGUGCCUGCAGGACCCCCAGCCCCAGGCACCCAUGUCCCACCCCCCUCAGCCCGAACGUCCACCUCCAGGUGCACCUGCCCCUGCUCGGGCUUUGGCAGGAGAACCUGAGUCUGGGCAUGAGUUACCAUCUCUGCAGGGAGAGCCUGCCCUGGCUCCUGCCCAAGACCCGAUGCCCAUGAUGACUGACUCACCCCUGCAGGGAGAACAGGCCCCCGCUCUGGACAGAGAACUCGAGCCCUUUCUGGAAACACCUCGUCCAGGGGCGUGGUUGGCUCUACAGCCUCCAUCCCUGUCUGCUCCCCGUGAUGUCAUCAACUCGCUCCCCACCCAGGGGAGAUUGAGGUCCGUUCCCUUGAGUGUCUUUUCAUUUGGAUUUUAUGUAACUU
Molecule: messenger RNA, 1000 nt
Organism: Cervus elaphus (red deer)
Lineage: Eukaryota; Metazoa; Chordata; Mammalia; Artiodactyla; Cervidae
Exons: 4
Coding region: 149-793 (214 amino acids)
Source: RefSeq, a predicted model, not a curated record